Messenger RNA from Anoplophora glabripennis (Asian longhorned beetle), 1840 nucleotides. RefSeq names its product gelsolin-like. Gene Ontology annotation, molecular function: actin filament binding; phosphatidylinositol-4,5-bisphosphate binding. Gene Ontology annotation, cellular component: cytoplasm; actin cytoskeleton. Gene Ontology annotation, biological process: actin filament severing; actin polymerization or depolymerization; barbed-end actin filament capping. The record is from RefSeq and is a predicted model, not a curated record. The coding region runs from base 117 to 1769 and encodes 550 amino acids. NCBI's taxonomy places the organism in Eukaryota, Metazoa, Arthropoda, Insecta, Coleoptera, Cerambycidae. The transcript has 8 exons.
AGUGGACUUAUUUAUUUAUGUAAAUUUAGUAAGUUUCACACUGAAAAACAAAGCACAUCGUCUAUGUUAGAUAAUAGUGAAGAAAUAUUGCUUAAUCGUACAAAAAGAAUUUGCGCAUGAACAGGAUGAUGCAAACAGGUGUGCUACGUCGGCUCUUACGAAAUGCCGUUCUCAUUUUUUGUGCCUCAGCCGCCCUGUUAGUAACGUUUCGUUCGGAUAAUUGUGACGCACUAGCGGUAACACUAACAACCAGUAAGAGACCGUCCCAGUUUACAUCAACUCUAGCAAAAAAGCAAAGAGCUGGUAGCAGUGGCAAAACUAUGGACCCAGCAUUUGAGGAUGCCGGCCAGGAAGCUGGUAUUGAGAUAUGGAGAAUAGAGGACUUCAAGCCAGUGCCGUAUCCCAAAAAUCAAUAUGGCAAAUUAUAUACGGGAGAUUCUUACAUUGUGUUAGCUACAAAAGUACGAAAAGAUGGUUCAAAAAGCUAUGAUCUCCAUUUUUGGUUAGGGGCAGAAACUACCCAGGACGAAGCUGGUUCGGCAGCAAUUUUAACAGUACAAUUAGACGAAGUUUUGAAUGGAGCACCCAUUCAACAUCGCGAAAUACAAGAUCAUGAAUCCCAACUGUUCUUAUCACACUUUAAGAAUGGUGGUGUGCGCUAUCUUCCUGGAGGCGUUAGCUCUGGCUUUCAACAUGUAGAUCCUAAUGCUUUCGAGAAACGUUUAUUCCAAGUCAAAGGCUCAAGAAAUAUUCGUGUCAAACAAGUUAUACCAUCUAUUGCUUCUAUGAAUAAUGGGGACUGUUUCAUCCUUGAUAUGGGAAGAAAAAUUUAUGUUUAUGUUGGUUCUAAAGCGAGACGAGUUGAGAAACUUAAAGCUAUUAAUGCAGCUAAUCAAAUUAGAGAUCAGGACCAUGCUGGAAAAGCAAAAGUUAUCAUUAUCGAUGAAUUUGGUCCAGAGAGUGAUUAUGAGGAGUUCUUUGAAGCUUUGGGUGAAGGAUCUAAAGAUGAAGUUCCAGAAGAAAGUGCAGGAGGCGAUGAUGAUGAUUUUGAGUUAACAGAAGAAAACCAAGUGUCUUUAUAUCGUGUCUCGGACAAUUCUGGUGCAAUUCAUAUUGAAAAGGUUGCUCAAAAACCUUUAGAAGCUUCGAUACUGGAUUCUAAUGAUUGUUAUAUUUUGGACACUACAGAUGCUGAUUUAUAUGUUUGGAUCGGUAAACAAUGUGAUGAAAAAGAAAGAAAGGAAGCUUUGCGAAAAGCUGAUGAAUUUGUUACAUCCAAAAAUUAUCCUUCAUGGACACAUGUACAGAGGAUUAUUCAGGGAGCUGAGCCUACUGCUUUCACCCAAUACUUUAGGUCAUGGCAAGCUCAUGGUGAACUUCAUCCUCGUCUGUUCCGUUCAGUCAGCAGAGAGGGUCAUCUAUAUCACUGCCAAAUUCGUGCUAAAGGAAAUAGAUUCAAGUUGGAAACUAUCGAAGAUCAUGAACAAGCAGAUCUUAAUGAUGAUGAUAUCAUGAUUAUGGAUGUAGGAGAUGAAGUUUAUGUCUGGAUUGGCAAAGGAGCAACAGAGAGAGAAAUAGAAAAGGGGCCCGUAUUUGCCGAGCGAUUCUUGAAACGUCAAGGGCGAGAAGAUAUUCCAGUAAUAGUUGUAAAUCAAGGUGAAGAACCCUUUGAGUUUACUGGUCUUUUUCCAUCUUGGGAUCCUGAAUUUUGGGAUAAUUUACCAGACGUUAGGGACUUUAUUAAGAAUGAAGAUACAGAUGAAGACUGAAAAUGUUGUUAAACAUUUUUUCUUUGUUAAAAUUACUGUUUUAUAUAGGAACCUACUAAUAAUUUUUAACA